AUGGCAGCCAAGGUCAUACCCGUAGACAAGAACUGGGAGUUCAGACAGGCCGACAAGGACAAUGACAAGUUCCUGCCCGUCUCCCAAUUCCCGACCAACGUCCACCUUGACCUCAUGCACCAUGGCCUCAUCCCAGACCCUUACAUCGGCAAGAACGAGCUCGAAGUCCAGUGGAUAGGAGAGAAGCAGUGGGUUUACAGGACUUCCUUCACAGCCCCAGCAGUCGAGAAGGGCAGCAAGGCCGUCCUGGCCUUUGACGGCUUGGACACGUUCGCCACGGUCGCUCUCAAUGGCACCACCAUCCUGGAGUCAGACAACAUGUUCACGCCUGAACGCGUCGAUAUCACCUCCACCGCCAAGGAGGGUGACAACCAGCUGGUCAUCACUUUCGACAGUGCCUACCUGAGGGGCUGGAAGGAGGUCGAGAAGUACCCAGACCACAAAUGGGGCUGCUGGAACGGCGACAGUUCGAGACUGGCCGUGCGGAAGGCGCAAUAUGAGUUCGGCUGGGACUGGGGCCCAGUCCUCAACACCUGCGGGCCCUGGAGGCCGGUCAACCUCGAGAUUUACGAGUCUCGUGUCUCGGAUCUGUACUUUGAUACCACCGUCGAGAAGGACCUAGAGACCGCAACCGUCGUCGCGCAUGCCGACGUUGAGGGACCAGCCAACAAGAUCCGCUUCGACGUCUCGCUGGACGGCAAGAGCGUGGCAUCAGAGACGAUCAAGGGAGGCGCUGACCUCCAAGCAACCUUCCGCAUCAGCAGCCCUUCACUGUGGUACCCUGUCCGGUACGGCAAGCAGCCUCUGUACACCGUCAAGGCCACGCUGCUCAGCGAUGGUGAUGACGAGAUCGACAGCGUCACCAAGAAAAUUGGCCUCCGCCGAGCCGAGCUCAUCCAGCGCGCCCUGAAAGAACAGCCUGGCACCUCGUUCUUCUUCGAGGUCAACAACAUUCCCAUCUACUGCGGCGGGAGCGAUUGGAUCCCGGCCGACAACUUCCUGCCACGCAUCUCCCGUCAACGAUACUAUGAAUGGGUCAAGCUCGUCGCCGACGGCAACCAAUUCAUGAUCCGCGUCUGGGGUGGUGGUAUCUAUGAAGAGCAGGCAUUCUAUGACGCGUGCGAUGAGUAUGGCAUUCUCGUCUGGCAGGACUUCAUGUUUGGCUGUGGCAACUACCCAGCUCACCCCUCCAUCCUCAAGUCAAUUAAGCGCGAGGCCGAGGAGAACAUCAAGCUCCUUCGACACCACCCUUCCAUAGUCAUCUGGGCCGGCAACAACGAGGACUACCAGUACCAAGAGUCAGAGAACCUCACGUACGAUUUCGAGAACAAGGAUGCCGAGUCCUGGCUGAAGACCGACUUCCCCGCCCGAUACAUCUACGAGAAGAUCCUGGCCGAUGCUUGCUCCGAGCUCAUUCCCAACACGUACUACCACUUCGGUAGCCCCUGGGGCGCAGGCAAGCCUACUUCAGACCCAACAGUGGGCGACCUACAUCAGUGGAACGUCUGGCACGGGUCUCAAGAGAAAUAUCAAGACUUCGACAAGCUUGUCGGGCGGUUCGUCUCCGAGUUUGGUAUGGAAGCCUUCCCCAACCUCAAGACCAUCGACGCCUACCUGCCCAAGGGCAAGGACGAUCCAGACCGGUACCCACAGUCCAGCACCGUCGACUUCCACAACAAGGCCGACGGCCACGAGCGCCGCAUAGCCCUGUAUCUCGUCGAGAACUUCCGCUAUGCGCCAGACCCAAUAGAGCAGUUCAUCUACUGCACGCAGCUUAUGCAGGCCGAGUGCCUAGCAUCUGCGUACCGGUUGUGGAAGCGCCAGUGGAAGGGCCCCGGGCGCGAAUACUGCGGCGGGGCCCUCGUCUGGCAGAUCAACGACUGCUGGCCUGUCACCUCGUGGGCCAUCGUGGACUACUACCUGCGCCCCAAGCACGCCUACUACACCGUCAAGCGUGAGAUGGCUCCUCUGAGCAUCGGCAUAACGCGCCGCGAGCACAAGCACCCUAAGGACAAGUACACACGAGUCGACGUCGAGACCAAGAUCGUCAUCGAGGUCUGGGGCAGCAACCUGACACUUGAGGACGUCACCGUCGACACCGUACUUAAGGCGUGGGAUGUCGAGACAGGCAAGGAGACGUACAGCGAAACGGUCAAGAAGGAUAUCGUACUGCCCGAGAACAGGUCGACCGAGAUUCUGGCCGUCGAAGUCCCUGUCAAAACCGCAGGCAAGGGCGAGGAGGCUCGCACCGUAGUCGCCGCGUACACGAUCUGCAAGAAGACUGGCAAGCAGCUGGCAAGAUAUGUCAAUUGGCCUGAGCCGCUCAAGUACCUGCACCUGCAGAAGCCAAAGGAGCUCAAGGCUGUGCUGAAUAAGGACGGCACGGCUGUCGAGGUCAGCGCCGAGGUCCCGAUCAAGGGUCUGGCGGUGGAAUGCGACGAUGACGGCGUCAAGUUCGAUGACAACCUCGUGGACAUAGUGCCUGGCGAGGUUGUCAGCAUUGGGGUCAAGGGCGCCACUAAAGACACUGUUUUUGAGACACGGUACCUUGGCAUGAUUUAG
Diaporthe citri is the source of this 2562-nucleotide messenger RNA. RefSeq lists its product as uncharacterized. The coding region runs from base 1 to 2562 and encodes 853 amino acids. Gene Ontology annotation, biological process: glycoprotein catabolic process; carbohydrate metabolic process. Gene Ontology annotation, molecular function: beta-mannosidase activity. The transcript has a single exon. Lineage: Eukaryota; Fungi; Ascomycota; Sordariomycetes; Diaporthales; Diaporthaceae. The record is from RefSeq and is a predicted model, not a curated record.